AUGCAAUCAAACAGAUCAAAAAAUUUAUCAGUUUAUAGUGUUGAAGCCAUGGGAUCAGCUUAUGCUUUCUGGGCUCUCCUCUCACUUGUCCUGUUUGUAAGCAUUAUAGAUGCAAGACCCGACCCUCGAGAAUACUGGAAAGGUGUCAUGAAAGAUCAACCCACGCCUGAAGUAAUUCAGAAUCUUAUCCGUAAGGGUACGGAGGCACCUCAUCUAUCUGAUAAAAAAAACGAUUGUCAAACAUCAAUGGAGACGGCAAAAAAUGAUAAGCUUGUUGGGAAUUUUGAGAAUACAAAAGAUCAACUUUCUACGAAAGAAUUUCAAGCAAGAUCUAAUCCCAAAAGCUACAGAUCCUAUGGCGAUACUCAACCAAUGGAAGAUGAGUUGUCGGUGAAAGAGUUUGAACCAAGACCUAAUCCCAAAGUCUACGAAGCCUAUGCUGAUGCCAUGCCAAUAGAAGACAAGUCUUUGGUGAAAAAAUUUGAACCAAGACCUAAUCCCAAAGCCUACAGAUCCUAUGCCGAUGCCAUGCCAAUGGAAGAUAAGACGUCGUUGAAAGAAUUUGAACCAAGACCCAAUCCCGAAGGCUACAAAUCCUACGCCGAUGUCAUGCCAAUGGAAGAAGAGAAUUCUUUGGUGAAAGAAUUUGAACCAAGAUCUAAUCCCAAAGGGUACAAAUCCUAUGCCGAUGUCAUGCCGAUGGAAGAAGAGAAUUCUUUGGUGAAAGAAUUUGAACCAAGACCUAAUCCCAAAGGCUACAAAUCCUACACCGAUGUCAUGCCGACGGAAGACAAAUCGUUGGUGAAAGAAUUUGAACCAAGAUCUAAUCCUAAAGGCUACAAAUCCUAUGCCGAUAUCAUGCCGACGGAAGACAAGUCGUUGGUGGAAGAAUUUGAACCAAGACCUAAUCCAAAAGGCUACAAAUCCUACGCCGAUGUCAUGCCGAUGGAAGAAGAGAAUUCUUUGGUGAAAGAAUUUGAACCAAGACCUAAUCCCAAAGGCUAUAGAUCCUAUGCCGAUGUCAUGCCGAUGGAAGAAGAGAAUUCUUUGGUGAAAGAAUUUGAACCAAGACCUAAUCCCAAAAGCUACAAAUCCUACGCCAAUGUCAUGCUGAUGGAAGAAGAGAAUUCAUUGGUGAAAGAAUUUGAACCAAGAUCUAAUCCUAAAAGUUAUGGAUCCUACGCCGAUGCCUUGCCAAUGGAAGACAAGUCUUUGGUGAAAGAAGUUGAACCAAGACCUAAUCCCACGAUGAUGGUAAUCUAAAAUAAGAGAAGCCAUUGGCUGGAGAUUUCGAUCCAAGCCCUAAGGUUUAUAUUCUUAAGACUUAGUCUAAUGCAUUGGAGUCUACAAUUUCAAUGCCAUGUGAGAAGAAGAUGGUCCAUGUUUGUGUAAAUAUCUGGUGUAAAG
This is a messenger RNA of Ilex paraguariensis (yerba mate), 1407 nucleotides long. The record is from the annotation of a GenBank genome assembly. NCBI's taxonomy places the organism in Eukaryota, Viridiplantae, Streptophyta, Magnoliopsida, Aquifoliales, Aquifoliaceae.